Molecule: messenger RNA, 1630 nt
Organism: Aaosphaeria arxii CBS 175.79
Lineage: Eukaryota; Fungi; Ascomycota; Dothideomycetes; Pleosporales
Exons: 2
Coding region: 122-1585 (487 amino acids)
Molecular function (GO): FAD binding
Source: RefSeq, a predicted model, not a curated record
CGAAAUGGGUACACUGACCAACACUCAAUCUUUAAAAAAUGCGCUGGAACUGAACUUUUGACAGGAUCUACCAUCACCUGAUGAAUGGCGCAAAACCAUCAGGGAGAAGAACGAUGGCUCGAUGUCGAGUCAACCAUAUCAACGAUGCUCGCAGGCUAUCUUCGAAGCUUGGUUGAAACCACAUAUCCAAAAGCAAUCCAAAAUUGAUUCGCGCUUUGGUUGGGAGUUUAUUGGGCUUGAGGAAAACGAUUCAGGCGUUGUGUCUCAAUUCAGGGAUACCGCAGGUGAACACCAUACUGUCACAUCAGAUUACCUCAUUGCAUGCGAUGGCGCAGGCAGUCGUGUGAGGAAAUCGAUUGGUGCACAGCUGAUCGGCGGUCCAGUGCCUGGGGUCAACCUUCUUGUGCACUUUAAAUCUCCCGAUCUUGCUAGAUUACACGCUCAAGGACAGUUUUGGCACAUCUUCUUUACAUCAGCCGCUGUCAUAAUCGCCCAGGACGAAGUCGAUACAUGGACAGUACAUCUGAUGUUUCCUCUUGGCACAGACGUCGACGACAUUGACCCUUAUGAGGCGGUAUAUAAAGCACUCGGGGGUCACUUUGCCCCUUACAAGAUUGAGAUAACAGAAAUACUCGUAAAGAGUAAAUGGCGCCCUAACAUAUACCUCGCCGAUAAAUAUAUUUCGGAGAAAGGACGUAUCUUCCUUUCUGGGGAUUCCGCACACCAGAACAUCCCUACCGGCGGAUAUGGGAUGAAUACAGCUGUCGGCGACAGUUUUGAUAUCGGUUGGAAGCUUGGAGCUAUGGUACUUGGGUAUGGUGGUCCACACCUCCUAUCAUCAUACGAACAAGAACGCCGACCAGUCGCGCGUCGCAACAUUGAGAUGUCCGGUGUUCAUCAGAGUGUGCACAACAAGUAUCUCGAAUUAGUUGCAAUCCGUAAUCUACAUGACUCAGCAAAGUUCCAGGGUCAAGAUUGGGAGGACCUGAAGCAGGAUAUUGCGAAUCAUCUCCAAACUUUCGAUGGAGAGAACAAGGAUCAUGGCAUCGAGAUGGGCUAUCGCUACAAUCAAUCCAAUAUCGCGAUACAGGAAGACGGCGCAGUGGAGCCUGUCUGGGACCCAAAGGCUUACAUACCGUCGACCUGGCCCGGAGCACGCGCUCCACAUGUCUAUCUAGCUGAUGGAAAGACAAGUAUACACGAAUACUUUGGCCAAGGCCCGCAAUUUACUGUGGUUGACUUCACCGAGCAUGGAGAAGCUGCGAACCUGUUCCGAGAUCAGGCUGCCGCACUGAAAAUCCCCUUAAAGGUAGUACAUCUACCACACGAAGAUCACGUCCACAAAAUCUGGGAAAGAGAUGUCGUAUUGGUGAGACCCGACGAUCACGUCACAUGGCGAAGCCAGAAGGGAUCGACUCUGGGAGAAGCCGAAGUCAAGGAGGUGUUAUUAGUUGCAGUUGGUCAAAAGAAAUCACCAUCUGUUAAGAUUGAAGAAUAUGCAACGACUGAUCAGCAGUUGUUCACUGGAACUGUUGGGAAUGUUGAGCAUGACAAAGUGGAAGCUUUGGCAGCAUUUCAAAAAUGACGAUAAGUAAGGCUACUUCAUUCUAUGAUAUGCUUUCUCCUUCAU